UGUAGGCGGAAUGAAGUGUAGUUGUUGAGCAGCAAAAUUGCAUGUUUUAGCUAACUUCCAUCUAAAUAGUAGAACACAUAAUAUUUGUAUUAUCCAGGAUAAAAAUAAGAUCAUCAAAUGAUACAAAGUCAUAUCAACUCAAUUGACACACAAUAAACCAAAACAUGGCCAAUAAUCCUAUGACCUUGUUCUUCUUACUCCUAACAAUUAUGAUUUCAUCAGUUUAUGCCACAAACACUACCUCAAAAACCAUAGACAUUUUACAAGCCAUUGAUGAAAUGAGAAAAGCCAAUUACUUCACUUUUGUCAUGCUCAUUAACAUGGCCCCUCCUGACUUCAUUCAAGGAAACAUCACUUUCUUGAUGCCAAAAGACAAGACACUCUCCCAAACCUUAAUCUCACAAAAUGAUGUUUCAGAUUUCUUGCUCCAACAUUCUAUCCCUUCCCCUUUACUUUUCGACUACCUCGAUCAUUUUCCUACAGGUUCUAUUAUACCAACUUCAAAACCUGACAUUGUACUUAAGGUGAACAAUUCUGGUAGAAAAAGUUUCUUUCUCAAUAAUGCUCGAAUAGUUAGUCCCAAUAUAUGUACUGGAUCUGGUUCUAUCAUUUGCCAUGGUAUUGAUCAAGUACUGGAACCUACCACUUUGUCAUCUGAUGAUCAUAACUCUACAUUUUCACCUGUUCCGCCCCAUUGUCCCAAUGUCACAAUCCCACCUUUUGUAGUAGCAGCCCCUCCUGCUGUCAUGUCAUUUCCGCCACCAGCAGAGCCAGUAAGGAGUGGAAGCUUUAAUAAUCCGACCCCACCGAUGAAAUCUGGUGUUCAUUCGAUACUGCAGCUAAGUGAUGCAGUGGUAGCUGGGCUGAUGUUGCUGAUGUUGCUGUAAUGUAGUUCAUCUGUUUAAUUGGGAUCUACUAACUAAAACUAAGAA
Nicotiana attenuata is the source of this 932-nucleotide messenger RNA. RefSeq names its product FAS1 domain-containing protein SELMODRAFT_448915. The transcript has a single exon. NCBI's taxonomy places the organism in Eukaryota, Viridiplantae, Streptophyta, Magnoliopsida, Solanales, Solanaceae. The record is from RefSeq and is a predicted model, not a curated record. Bases 165 to 887 code for a protein of 240 amino acids.